Medioppia subpectinata is the source of this 4050-nucleotide messenger RNA. The record is from the annotation of a GenBank genome assembly. NCBI's taxonomy places the organism in Eukaryota, Metazoa, Arthropoda, Arachnida, Sarcoptiformes, Oppiidae.
AUGGAGGAUAACUGCCAAACGGACACUCGAGUAAAGACAGUGAUAGCGGACAUCGAGUCGAGAGAUGGGGCGGAGUUGAAGCGAUUAUGUGGUCUAAUGGUGUCGUCGGGUUUGAUCAGCGAUACGGCCAUCGAUUCUGGCGAUACUGACAACAAUCUUAUGAGACUUUCCACGGCUUUUGACGAGUUAUUAGUUAACAUCAAAUUGCUAGAGACGAAGACCGAUGUACUGACCGUCAGGAAAGCCACUGCCAUACAGAGCACCGAAUAUGGGAACGUAUAUCCCAUGAGCAAAAAACCUCGGGGUUAUUGCGUGAUCAUUGAUAACGAGUUCUUCACGGGUGAACCGAUCCAAUGCACACAUCCGCCGGACAUAUCCUGUGAAUUGGUUCCGUUGUUACACAUCCGGUUGCGGCGCAGGACCGGCACCACAGCCGAUGCCAACCGACUGUCUUCUGUCUUCAAACAGCUAUACUUUUGCGUCAAAACCUAUAAGAAUAAAACGGUUGAAGAAAUGAAAGCACUUUUGGCGGACAUCGCGGCCGACAGCGCACUCAUAGGACACGACGCUCUGGCGGUUAUAAUCUUAUCGCACGGCGCGACUGAAGGUAUUUACGGCACGGAUGGGGUCACUGUUGCCCUCAAGACAAUCCUCGAGAUGUUUAACAACGAGAACUGUCCACAACUUAUCGAUAAGCCUAAGAUGUUCUUCUUGAGCGCCUGUAGGGGCGGCAAAACCGACCCUGGUACACGCAAAAGUUUGGGGCCCAAUUUGGCUGCGAUGGGCAAACCCUCUACUGCUCCCAUAGUUAGCACUUGGAGUGAUAUGUUUGUGUACUAUUCAACCAUUGAGGGUUAUGUUUCCACGCGUAAUAUAUUUAAGGGUUCGUGGUUUGGACAGGAGUUGGGGAACUGUUUGGCCGAAUCGGCUCAUAGGGAACAUCUCAACGACUUAGUGACUAUAGAAGUGGCCAAACGAGUAAGCGAUAGGAUUACCGAUAUCGAUGGCCAGCCAAUUAAACAAGCCAUUGAGACACAUAUCAGAGGCAGUGUUAAAAAGGAUAACUGUCAACCCGACACUCAAUUAGUGAAAUUAAUAGACGACAUCAAAGGGAGGGGUGCGACAGAUGUGACCCGAUUAUGUCAACUACUGAUUGAGUCGGGUUUGGUCAGCGAUGUGGCCACCGAUUCAAGCGCUGUUGACCUGAGCCAAGACGACGGGCCGUCGCGGUGUUUAGAUACGCUCAAAAUUCUGCUCUCUUGCGUGAGUUCAAUGGACUUGAAUGCGCUGACAGUGACCAAAGCCACUGCCAUACAGAGCACCCAAUACGGCAACGUGUAUCCCAUGGCACGCAAACCCCGGGGCUAUUGUGUGAUCAUUGAUAACGAGAAAUUCAAUAUAGAAAGCUUAAAGCGUAGGCUCGGAACCAAAGCCGACGCCAACCGACUGUACUCUGUCUUCCAUCAGCUCUUCUUUGACGUCAGACUCUAUAGGAAUAAAACGUCUGAAGAAAUGGAAACACUUUUGGCGGACAUCGCGGCCGACAAAGCACUGGAAGGACACAACGCUUUGGCGGUUAUAAUGCUAUCUCACGGUUCAAAAGAAGGUAUUUACGGCACGGAUGGGUUUACUGUUGCCCUUAAGGAUAUUUUCGAGAUGUUUAAUAACGAGAAGUGUCCACAACUUAUCGAUAAGCCUAAGAUGUUCUUCAUUAACGCCUGCAGAGGCUCCAAAAUUGAUCCUGGUAUACGCAAGAGUUUAGGUGCGACUGCAGCACCCGUAUUGACCACUUGGAGUGAUAUGUUUGUGUAUUAUUCUUCAAUCCAGGGUUACAUAUCAACCCGUAAUAUACUGAAUGGCUCGUGGUUUGGCCAGGAGUUAGCCGAUUGUUUGGCUGAAUCGGCUCAUAGGGAACAUCUCAACGAUAUAAUGACUAUAGAUGUGGCCAAACGUGUCAGUGAAAAGAUCGCCCAAAUUAAAGACCAGUCAACCAAACAGGCAAUUGAGACACUUAUUAGAGGCAGUGUUAAAAAGGAUUACUGUCGACGGGACACACAAUUACCGGCACUAAUAGCGGGCGUAGUCUUUCUCUCGAGGAAUGGAGAGGAAGUGAACCGAUUAAGAGAGCUAAUGGUAGCGUCGGGUUUGGUUGUCGAUAACAACGAUAGUGGUCAGUGUGUGAGCGAUGGAUCACGGUUUAGUUUAACCUGGUUGAAAAAGCUCAUCGCUUCCAUGGUGCUGAUGAACAAGGUUAAGCCCACUGUCACUAAAGCCACAGAACUAAAGCAUACAAAAGACGUAGACGUGUAUCCCAUGACACGCAAACCCCGGGGCUAUUGUGUGAUCAUUGAUAACGAGUACUUUGAUAAUGAAAAUCUGGAGACCAGGUUUGGCACUAUAACCGAUGUCAAGAACCUGACCGCUGUCUUCGACCAACUUUUCUUUGACGUCAAACUUUAUAACAACAAAAGUGCGGAUCAAAUGAAAGCACUUUUGGCGGACAUCGCGGCCGACAGCGCACUCGUAGGACACGACGCUCUGGUAGUUAUAAUGCUAUCGCACGGCGCGGAAGAAGGUAUUUACGGCACGGAUGGGGUGACUGUUCCCAUCAAUACUAUACUCGAGAUGUUUAAUAACAAGAAUUGUCCACAACUUCUCGAUAAGCCUAAGAUGUUCUUCACUAACGCCUGUAGGGGUCGUUAUGUCUCAUUCCGCAGUCCGUUUUCCGGCUCGUGGUUUGGUCAGCAUUUGGCCAAAUGUUUGGCCAAAUUAGCCCAUAGGGAACAUCUCAACGAUAUAAUGACUAUACAUGUGGCCAAACGUGUCGGCGAUAUGUUGACCGAAAAUGAUACCCAGUUGUGCAAACAGGCCAUUGAGACAACUAUCAAAGGCUGUGUUAAAAAAGAUUACUGUCGACCGGACACACAAUUACCGACACUAAUAGCGGACAUCGCGUCGAGGAGUGGGGCGGAAGUGAACCGAUUAAGAGAGUUAAUGGUAUCGUCGGGUUUAGUCAGCCGUAUGACUGACGAUCACAACGAUAGUAGUCAGUGUGUGAACGAUGGAUCACUGUUUAGUUUGACCUGGUUAGAAGAGCUAAUCGCUUCCAUCCUGCUGGUAAAUAAGGAUGAGCUCACUGUCACUAAAGCCACAAAACUAAAGGAUACAAAAUACGGAGACGUGUAUCCCAUGGCACACAAACCCCGGGGCUAUUGUGUGAUCAUUGAUAACGAAUAUUUUGAAGAUCAACAUUUGGAGCCCAGGUUUGGCACUAUAGCCGACGCCAAACGCUUGUCCUCUGUCUUCGACCAACUUUUCUUUGACGUCAAGAUCUAUACCAACAAAAAAGCGGAACAAAUGAAAACACUUUUGGGGGACAUCGCGGCCGACAGCGCACUCAUAGGACACGACGCUCUGGCAGUUAUAAUGCUAUCGCACGGCGCGGAAGAAGGUAUUUACGGCACGGAUGGGGUCACUGUUUCCAUCAAUACUAUACUCGAGAUGUUUAAUAACAAGAAUUGUCCACAACUUAUCGAUAAACCUAAAAUGUUCUUUACUAACGCCUGUAGGGGCGUUAGGGUGGACCACAAUUACGAAGCACUUGGAGUGAUAUGUUUGUAUACUAUUCUUCCAUGGAGGAAAUACGAUCUAGGUUAUGUCUCAAAGCGCGAUACUCUAUCCGGCUCGUGGUUUGGUCAGCAUUUGGCCAAAUGUUUGGCAGAAUUAGCCCAUAGGGAACAUCUCAACGAUAUAAUGACUAUACAUGUGGCCAAACGUGUCGGCGAUAUGUCCGCCGAAACUGAUACCCAGUCUAGGAAACAGGCCAUUGAGGCAAAUAUCAGAGGCAGUGUUAAAAAAGGUAACUGUGAAGCAGACACACAAUUAGCGACACUAAUAGCGGACAUCGAGUCGAGAAGUGGGGAUGAAUUGAGCCGAUUAUGUGGACUAAUGAUAUCGUCGGGUUUGGUCAGCGAUACGGUCGCCGACUCUGUGGACAGCGGGCAGUGUGUGAACGACGGGCCGAAGCGAUAUUUGAAAGCGUUUAAAGAU